This is a messenger RNA of Bipolaris zeicola 26-R-13, 165 nucleotides long. RefSeq lists its product as uncharacterized. The annotation marks the transcript as partial. The transcript has a single exon. The record is from RefSeq and is a predicted model, not a curated record. NCBI's taxonomy places the organism in Eukaryota, Fungi, Ascomycota, Dothideomycetes, Pleosporales, Pleosporaceae.
CGUCUUCUUGGCCGUCUUUUGCAUCUGCACACCGCUCCCGUCGUCACACAAACCAAGGCGAGACUAAAAGGGUGCCAACAAUGUUCACUCGCUCAAAGGCCCACUGUGGAUAGGGCCGGCAAUUGGCACCUCUCCGUCCAUCCAGCCGGAGGCAACGGCCACUGA